Phoenix dactylifera (date palm) is the source of this 1517-nucleotide messenger RNA. Its product is annotated as V-type proton ATPase subunit d2. NCBI's taxonomy places the organism in Eukaryota, Viridiplantae, Streptophyta, Magnoliopsida, Arecales, Arecaceae. Gene Ontology annotation, molecular function: proton-transporting ATPase activity, rotational mechanism. The record is from RefSeq and is a predicted model, not a curated record. Gene Ontology annotation, cellular component: proton-transporting V-type ATPase, V0 domain. Gene Ontology annotation, biological process: proton transmembrane transport.
CACGUAUUUCGAUCCGACCGAAUCCCUUCUUGUCCCAAUGUUCUUGGUCGCUCUUCUUGAUUUCUAGGGUUUCCGCUCUUCCGAUCUUCCCUCCCUUCUUCUUUCUCUCUCUGGAUCUCUCAAAUUCCUUUUGAUCUCGUCGCGGAUCUUGGUGUUCGAAUCGAAGAUGUACGGAUUCGAAGCCCUAACAUUCAACAUCCAUGGCGGGUACCUGGAGGCGAUCGUCCGGGGCCAUAGGUCUGGCCUGCUCACCGUCGCCGACUACAACAAUCUCUGCCAGUGCGAAACCCUGGACGACAUCAAGAUGCACCUUUCCGCCACCGAGUACGGCCCCUACCUCCAGAAUGAGCCUUCUCCGUUACAUACAACUACAAUUGUCGAGAAGUCCACUCUGAAACUGGUUGACGAGUACAAACAUAUGUUAUGCCAAGCGACGGAGCCAUUGUCAACUUUUUUGGAGUACAUAACGUAUGGUCACAUGAUAGACAAUGUUGUUCUUAUUGUCACUGGGACCUUGCAUGAGAGAGAUGUUCAGGAGUUAUUAGAAAAAUGCCAUCCUUUGGGUAUGUUUGACAGCAUUGCAACCCUCGCUGUUGCUCAAAACAUGCGUGAGCUAUACAGAUUAGUUCUUGUUGAUACACCAUUGGCUCCAUACUUCUCAGAAUGCAUCACAUCUGAGGACUUGGAUGACAUGAAUAUUGAAAUUAUGAGGAACACGCUUUACAAAGCUUACCUCGAGGAUUUUUAUAAAUUCUGCCAGAAACUAGGUGGGGCAACUGCUGAGAUAAUGUCUGAUCUCCUUGCUUUUGAAGCUGAUAGAAGAGCUGUCAAUAUCACCAUAAACAGUAUUGGAACUGAGUUGACUAGAGAUGAUCGGCGGAGGCUUUAUUCUAAUUUUGGUUUGUUGUAUCCCUAUGGUCAUGAAGAACUUGCAGUCUGUGAGGACAUUGACCAGGUUCGUGCUGUUAUGGAGAAAUAUCCUCCGUAUCAGUCAAUUUUUGCCAAAAUGUCUUAUGGUGAAAGCCAGAUGCUGGACAAGGCAUUUUAUGAAGAGGAAGUUAAAAGGCUUUGCCUAGCUUUUGAACAGCAGUUUCACUUUGCUGUGUUCUUUGCAUACAUGAGACUGAGGGAGCAGGAGAUAAGGAACCUGAUGUGGAUCUCUGAGUGCGUGGCACAGAAUCAGAGGUCCCGGAUUCAUGACAGUGUGGUCUACAUGUUCUGAGUUUUCCCUGUUCGGUUCAAACUUCCAAGAUCAAUUAGGGACGCAGCUGUUCAUCCUGUGAUUUGGCUGUAAAUCUAUUCUGACUGUUGACUGUUGCAAGUCAACAGGAUCAUAUAUCUUUUAUCAUGGCAUGACCAAAAUCAUAUGUAAACCAUUCGUUUUAGGGGAAAGAUGCUGAAUUUUGUAAGCAGCUAAAUCGCCGUGUCGCUAAUAAUGGUCCAAGAUCGGGUCCUCCGAGUGUGGAUGGGCAGACGUUUGUUUAUUUGAAAAUGAUGCUGAUUCAUGCUUUUGUGCA